CCUGGUGAGAGAGGAGGGCGUCGGAAGCGUCCUGGGCUCGGAGAUAUCUCGUUGUUAGAUGAGAGGACCAAAAGCCACGGCUUGGAAAAACACUAGCGAUUCAACAUGCAGCGAAUAACGGGGAAAACUGGAGAUGAUAGUUUAAUAGAGAUGAGCCCGACAGAGUCUUAUAAUGAUGACGUAAACGGCUACCACCAAAAUGACUCAUACAGCGCAGAGUCGUUCCAGCAGGGACCAUCAAUGAUUGACAAGCAACAACAAAGUAAAGACUCUGUGUUCUUCCGUGAUGGAAAGCGCAGGGUGGAUUUUGUCCUGUCCUACAUUGACGACAAAGAUGGUGAGAGGAAACAGGAGAGGAGGAAGGUGUAUGAAGCCAAUCUGGAGAAGGUUGGCCUGGAGCUGGAGACGGAAGAUAAAUCGGAGUCAGAAGAUGGAAGAACGUAUUUUGUGAAGGUCCACGCUCCGUGGGAAGUGUUGGCCACCUACGCACAAGUCCUAAAGAUCAAAGUCCCGUUCAAGGUCAACGACAUCCCAAACCACAAGGAGAUGCCCAUGAACUGGCUGUCCACUCCCUUUCGUCUGCCGGGGCACAUCAUGCAGCCUGAGCCUGACUUCUUCACGGCUCCCUUCAACAAGAGCAAGUCUGACUUCUUCCUUAUCGACGACAAAAACACCUUCUUCCCCCCUUCGACUCGCAACAGGAUAGUCUACUAUAUCCUGGCCCGAUGUUCAUACACAAGUGAGGAAUGUGGAGAUAAAGACAAGAAGGGAAUCAAGAGGUUACUCAACAAUGGCACCUACACUGCUGCCUUCCCGCUGCACGAUUCUAGAUAUUGGAAAAGAUCGAGGGAUCCUAACUGCGAAAGUGAAAGGUUCAGUCUUCACAAACACUGGGCCAGAUUCUUUUGUUUCUUCAAAGAGCAGCCGCUCAACCUUAUAAGGAAGUAUUAUGGGGAGAAGAUUGGUAUUUAUUUUGCGUGGCUGGGGUUCUACACUGAGAUGCUGCUGUUUGCUGCAAUCGUAGGAACAAUUUGUUUCGUCUACGGAGUCCUUACCUACGAUGACAAUCAGUGGAGUAAAGAAAUAUGUAAUGCGGAAAUUGGAGGCAAUAUUGUCAUGUGUCCGCUGUGUGACAAGAAAUGUAGCUACUGGAAACUCAACUCAACAUGCAACUCCUCAUGGCAAUCGCACCUAUUUGACAAUGUGGGAACAGUGUUUUUUGCCAUAUUCAUGGGGAUUUGGGUGACGCUGUUCCUGGAGUUUUGGAAGAGGCGGCAGGCCCGUCUGGAGUACGAGUGGGAUCUGUUUGACUUCGAGGAGGAGCAGCAACAACUGCAGCUUCGCCCAGAGUAUGAGACCAAGUGCACCAACCACAAGCUGAACCGCAUCACUCAGGAAAUGGAGCCUUACUUACCCAUAACAAGCAAGUGUGCACGCACAUGUCUGUCUGGAGCCACCGUCCUGUUCUGGAUCUCAUUGAUCAUUGCCUGCAUCAUGGGAGUGAUAGCGUACCGUCUGGCGGUAUAUGCGGCUUUCGCCAGCAUCAUGAAGGACAGUCCCACCUCCAAUCUGCAGGUGGUUGGUCCCUACAUCACUCCACAGCUGGCCACCUCUGUCACCGCCUCCUGCAUCAACUUUGUCAUCAUCAUGAUCCUCAACCUCAUGUAUGAAAGAGUGGCUGUUUGGAUCACUGACAUGGAAAUUCCAAAGACCCACCUGGAGUACGAGAACAAACUGACAGUGAAGAUGUUCCUCUUCCAGUUUGUCAACUAUUACUCGUCCUGCUUCUAUGUGGCCUUUUUUAAGGGCAAGUUUGUCGGCUAUCCUGGAGAUUAUGCUUAUAUGUUUGGCAAGUGGAGCAAACUGAGGAAUGAAGAGUGUGACCCCGGUGGCUGUUUGAUUGAGUUGACCACCCAGCUGGUGAUUGUGAUGACUGGUAAACAGGUGUGGGGCAACAUCCAGGAGGCUCUGGUCCCGUGGCUGAUGAACUGGUGGGGCAGCAGGAAGUCACGAAAACAUCCAGAGAGUCUGUACAGCCGCUGGGAGCAAGACCAUGACCUGCAGAGCUUUGGACAGCUGGGCCUCUUCUACGAGUACCUGGAAAUGGUGAUCCAGUUUGGUUUCAUCACGCUGUUUGUUGCCUCCUUUCCUCUGGCACCCCUGCUGGCACUUUUCAACAACAUCAUCGAGGUUAGAGUGGAUGCCUGGAAGCUCACCACUCAGUUCAGACGUCCUGUGGCAGCCAAGGCCCACAGCAUCGGGGCCUGGCAGGAAAUCCUCAAUGGGAUGGCCGUCCUCUCUGUUGUUACGAAUGCAUUCAUUGUGGCCUUCACCUCUGAUAUGAUUCCACGACUCGUGUACAUGUAUGCCUACCAGCCGGACGGUGAACUAAGUAUGAAAGGCUACAUAAACAACAGCUUGUCUGUUUUCAAUAUCUCAGCGAUCCCAUUUGACAACAGGCCUGAGGAUGGGGAGAACCCUUUAUGGUUCAACAGCUCCAUCACCAAUUGCAGGUAUCGUGAUUACCGCUACCCUCCCGGCCAUGAGAAGCAGUACCACCACACUAUGCAGUUCUGGCACAUAUUGGCUGCCAAGCUGGCUUUCAUCAUCAUCAUGGAGCACGUCGUGUUCCUGGUCAAGUUCUUUGUUGCCUGGAUGAUUCCCGAUGUUCCCUCUGACGUGAGGGCUCGAGUAAAGAGAGAGCGUUACCUGGUCCAGGAAUAUCUCCACAACUAUGAAGUGGAGAAGCUGAAGAUCCAACUCAGCCAAGUCGGCAGCAAUGAGUGUAACUGCACGCCCAUGAUCUAUCCGUCUAUAUCCAAACACGAAGUGCUGUCAGAGUGUCUCUAGCCCAGCGAGCUGCUGGUCAAUCAACUGCACGUAAUGGGAGGACAUGGUGAUGUAAAUUGUAAACUGCUUGUGUAUUAUGAUAGUGACUCUGACUUUGCUGUAGUUCCUGUUAUUUCUGCAAUACACACACACACACACACACACACACACACACACACACACACACACACACACAGACAACUUUUAUUAAGGAGCUAAAGGUUUCCUCAACUCUCAGCUAUGCCUUGUCUACUAAUCUGCUGACAGUGCAAGUGCACACAGGUGAAAGACUAAGUCUCCACGCAUGCUGAAACACUUGAAUUUAAACCUCUGUUUCAUACUUAUGGCUUUUCACUUUUUAUUGUAAUUGUUGUGCUGAGGAUAAUCAAAAGUUGCUGUAAGGAAGAAAAGAGGAAAUGAUAUAUAACACUGUGUCUAAGCCAGGCAACUCAUCUGGUUUUUAUACAUAACUAUUUAUUUUAAGUGCCACUAUGAGUAACCAAAGACUGGAUGCCUUAAUAUAUCACACACUUGUCAUUGUUUUUAUAUGUCAGUCAAAUGACAGUUAAUAUAAUUUGGAAACUGAGAGCUUGUUCAUUUUGAGGGUUUUUUCCCCCAUAUGUAGCUGUAUGAAGGGUUCCAGUGUCGUUUUUUUGUUUUUGUUUCGUUUUUUACAGUUAAUGCAAUAAAUGUGAGCAUGGUUUUAUUUACAGCAUUUAGGGCACAGCACAGAUGUAACACACACUAACCAGACUAUUAUCUUCCCUUCCCUGCCCUGAUUUGACAUAUUUUGCUCUGAUCUCAUAAUAGCCCAACAGUUUCUCCAGGCCAAAAACCUGACAUGUGAAGUUAAGUAGCUUUUUAUGAAGAGAAAUGUGUGCUGCUGUGAGUAAGUGGAGAUUUUGUCCUACGUUGGCCAGUCGUUCGGCAGCUGGUGCGUGUUGACUGUUGACAGCGAGUCCUUGUUCCUGGAGAUGAAAGCGAAAGCCCCGAGAGCGAAGAGAUCCCUUUUUAAUGUGCCUCUGUUUACCAACACGUCGGAGCUAAUGAAAGCUUGCCCCCAUCUACUGAACUAUGUUUGUUCCAUUACACAAAGCACAUCAGCCAUCGCCCAGUUCUUUUGCUUCUAGUUUCCUCAGCUGUGUCUGCGUAGAAAAGGAAAGAUACACUUUUUUUAAAAAUAUUUUGCACGAAGCACUUAAUGAAACAUGUCACUCUAAUUGUUGUCAUGAUGCCACACAUUCAUUAUCAGUGUUUUGAAGCAGUAAUGUCUGAUAAUAUUUAUUUAAAUGGAACAAGAGUUACAUGUAGGUUAGAAAGAAGGAGUUCCCUGCUUUGAUUUUAAUGUUAAGUUUAAAUGCCAUUUCAAAAACAUGGAGUAAAGAUGAUUCUUUAUGUUUGGAGAUUAUAUGAAGGACAUUUCAUAUUUAUUCAGCUGCCUACGUAGAAACAUGUGAGAAGUAUCUGUUAUUGAAGUAUUUGAAUUUUAUGUAAAGAUAUCUGACUGGUUGUGAUCUUCAGUUUGCUUGAGAUGCACAUAGAUGUGAUCACAUAGUCGAGGGCAUUGUUGGACUGUUCACGUUUGCCUUUUUCUUGCCCUGCGCUCAUCUAAACUAGUGCCUGUCGAUGCCUUAAUACUUCUUGUUCUUUGUUUCGUGUUACUUCUUUGUACAUUUCCUUUUUGAAUGCAAAUGUUUUAUUACGUCUGUCCUCUUUUUCUUAUGCUUUAGUAAUAUUUUAUUUUAUACUGUUACAUUACAAAUAAAGUGAAUCUGUUUACUGUAUGCUCAAAGUUACAAUUUCAUGUUUUCAUUCAUUUUGUUCUGUAUUCUUUUUUUCUUUUGUAAUAUUAU
Molecule: messenger RNA, 4682 nt
Organism: Scomber scombrus (Atlantic mackerel)
Lineage: Eukaryota; Metazoa; Chordata; Actinopteri; Scombriformes; Scombridae
Gene: ano5a
Product: anoctamin 5a
Exons: 20
Coding region: 106-2850 (914 amino acids)
Biological process (GO): chloride transmembrane transport
Cellular component (GO): plasma membrane
Molecular function (GO): chloride channel activity; protein dimerization activity
Source: RefSeq, a predicted model, not a curated record